Penicillium longicatenatum is the source of this 1227-nucleotide messenger RNA. Its product is annotated as SYLF and SH3 domain-containing protein. The transcript is spliced from 4 exons. Gene Ontology annotation, biological process: actin filament bundle assembly; actin cortical patch localization. Gene Ontology annotation, molecular function: actin filament binding; phosphatidylinositol binding. Lineage: Eukaryota; Fungi; Ascomycota; Eurotiomycetes; Eurotiales; Aspergillaceae. The record is from RefSeq and is a predicted model, not a curated record. Gene Ontology annotation, cellular component: actin cortical patch. Bases 1 to 1227 code for a protein of 408 amino acids.
AUGCCUCUCGGGAUCCACAACCCCCUACCGUCGUCUUUGAGCAGUGAAUGCAAGAAGGCGGCAAAGAUCUUGACCUCUUUCGUGGAUCCAAAGCAGGCUUUCGGUCCAGACAAAGUCAUUCCACCGGAUGUUCUGGCCGGUGCAAAGGGCUUGGCGAUUUUGACGGUUCUGAAAGCCGGAUUCAUUGGCUCUGGUCGCUUCGGUUCGGGCAUCGUUGUCGCUCGCCUUGCUGAUGGCUCCUGGUCGGCUCCUUCCGCUAUUAUCACCGCUGGCGCGGGUGUUGGUGGCCAAAUCGGGUUCGAACUGACUGACUUUGUCUUCAUCCUAAACGACGCCUCGGCUGUCCGCGCAUUUUCUCAAUUCGGCACACUUACACUGGGUGGUAAUGUCUCGCUCGCUGCGGGACCAGUCGGUCGAAAUGCAGAAGCCGCUGGUGCAGCCAGCACAAAGGGCGUCGCAGCUGUCUUCUCCUACUCAAAGACCAAGGGACUUUUCGCCGGUGUCAGUCUGGAGGGUAGUAUGCUAGUGGAACGUAAGGAUGCCAACGAGAAGAUGUAUCAAAGCCGAGUCUCGGCCAGCCAGCUUCUCACUGGUACCGUUCGGCCACCACCAUCUACCGACGCCCUCAUGCGCGUUCUCGAUUCACGUAUCUUCCAAGGCAAUGUCCGGGCGCAGGGCGAUGCGAUGUACAACGACGUGCCGGUCUACGACGAUAGUCAUGACGAUGUGGUCUGGGAGGGCCGAAGAGGCUCGGCCUAUGGCCAAGGUGCGCGACGGGAACGAUCGAACACCCAGGAUAACUAUGAAUAUCGUGAUAGUCCGCGACGCACAAACACAUGGGCAGACGACACCUAUGAUCGGCCAGCAGGGGGUCUAGGUCGCUCGGCAACAACACGCGCUCCUCCUCCCGAUACUUAUGACAACUACGGACGCAGCAGGAGCAAUACUUAUGACAACGACGACUAUUCCUACUCGGACCGCCGGCCGACCCGGCCUAGUGCACCCAAGCCGGUCUUUGGGCAAAAGACGGGUGCAGGUGCGGGACUGCGGCAGGAUCAGGUGGUCGCACUUUACACAUUUGACGCGGACCAGGAAGGUGACUUGGGAUUCAAGAAAGGUGAAAUCAUCACAAUUAUCAAGCGAACAGAGAAAGCAGAGGAUUGGUGGACCGGUCGCAUCGGCGAUCGCGUCGGUAUUUUCCCUAGCAACUACGUUGAUACCUCCUAA